This is a messenger RNA of Trifolium pratense (red clover), 2807 nucleotides long. RefSeq lists its product as uncharacterized. NCBI's taxonomy places the organism in Eukaryota, Viridiplantae, Streptophyta, Magnoliopsida, Fabales, Fabaceae. Gene Ontology annotation, cellular component: nucleus; cytoplasm. The coding region runs from base 382 to 2502 and encodes 706 amino acids. The transcript has 12 exons. Gene Ontology annotation, biological process: proteasome-mediated ubiquitin-dependent protein catabolic process. The record is from RefSeq and is a predicted model, not a curated record.
AUCUUAGUGCAUUAUAUUUUGUUCAUCAAUCUAAUGUACCGCAAUUUUAUACAAUGUUGCUCAUCACCACUUAAUACGUUUGAUUUUGAUUAACAAGUCAAUUUAAUUUAAUUUAAUUUAAUUUUGUCUCAUUUAUUAUGUGUGAGUAUUUGGUCGUUUGAUAGGAGUUUGUAAGAAAAACGUGGCAGUGAGCUAUAAAUUACAGAAACGUAAUCAAUCCUUAUUUACCGCACAUCGCCGCCUUUCAUGCAAUUUUUCAUUUUCUUUCAUCCAACCUAAAAAAAAAUCUCAAUCAAUCUCUACCAAAAAAUUCCCAAACCAACCAAACAAUACCCUUCUUUUUUCUCUCACAAAAUUUUCUCGAGAAACUUCCAGAUAAUAAUGGAAUCUACACCGGUGAAUUGGGAAGCUCUUGAUACUCUCGUUAUCGAAUUCGCCAAAUUGGAAAAUCUGAUCGAAGAUUCUUCUUCUUCACCUUCUCCUUCAUCUCCUUCUUCUUCCUCUUACCACUCGCGUCUCAUCAUUCGUCAGAUCAGACGCUCCUUAGAAACCGGUGCAAUUGACGCCGCCGUCGAUCUCCUCCGUCUCCACGCUCCUUCAAUUCUUAACGAUCACAGGAUUCUCUUCCGUUUGCAAAAACAGAAAUUUGUUGAGCUUCUUCGGAAAGGAACGAGUGAGGAUCGUGAUUCUGCUAUUGAUUGUUUGAGGACUUCUCUUGCUCCUUGUGCACUUGAUGCUUAUCCGGAAGCAUAUGAGGAGUUCAAGCAUGUUUUGCUCGCAUUUAUUUAUGAUAAGGAAGAUAAGACCUCUCCUGUGGCAAAUGAGUGGUCUGAAAGGAGGCGGCUCGAGUUAGCUGGAUUUAUGUCUUCUAUGUUAAGAGCUCAUUUAAAUGCUUAUGAUCCAGUUUUUUCGAUGGCCCUGAGAUAUUUGAUAAGUAUACACAGGGCAUAUUGUUUACGUCAAGGUAUUACAUCACCCAUCUCAGACCUGACUGAAAGAUUACUCCUUGAGGAACGUGAUCCACCUGCAACACCACAGGACAUAUUAUAUGAAGUACCACCAUUUGAUGAGGUGGACAUACAGGCUUUGGCACAUGCUGUAGAGCUUACCAGACAAGGGGCAAUAGAUAGCUUAAGAUUUGCCAAGGGUGAUCUAUUCCUGGCAUUUCAGAAUGAAUUGUGUCGGAUGAGAUUGGAUGUCCCAUUCCUUGAUCAACUUGUUCGUGAGUAUUGUGUCUACAGAGGCAUUGUCGACUCUGCAACUGAGAAACAACAUAUGCCAGAACCUGUAAAAUCCAACCAACAAGACCCUGGCUAUUGCUCAUCAAGAGAUUGUUCUCUCGAGCUGGAUUGUAAUACCAGUAAGCAUUCUGAUGGUGAAACUUCCGUUACCAAUGCUCAGAUGGAUGGUUCUCCUGAAAAUAAUGCUGAUGUGACGAGCAUGCAAGGAAUAGAUUAUGAAGUACGAUGUGCUUCUGAGCUUGCAAGUAUUCAUGAAGACUGUAGCACCAGUGGAUCACAGCACCUUGAAGAUCCAAGUGGUUUGCAUCGAAGCAGAUUGCCUGGAAAUGGAGAAAGAGCAAAGCGUAAGCGAUGGAGAGGACGAUAUGAUGACAAUAGUUACAUGGCGAAUUCUUCUUCGGAAGAGCACAAGCAGCAAGAACAUAGCAUAAGUACCACUGUUUCAACUUUAUCAAAGGAAAAACAGGGAUCUGAAAAGCUUUCUGUACUUGAUGUUAGUAAUGUGGAGGAUAAAUAUGAGAUUCUGUUGGGCAUGAAGGAAUUAGCUAGCAAAGGGAUGGCUGCUGAAGCAGUUGAAGAAGUCAAUACUAUUGAUCCAAACUUCUUUGGCCAGAACUCUGUUUUGCUCUUCCAACUCAAGCAGGUUGAAUUCCUCAAGUUGGUCAGUUCUGGUGAUUAUAAUGCUGCUUUAAAGGUUGCUUGCUCCCAUUUGGGUCCUUUAGCUGCUAGUGAUCCUGCUUUAUUAAAGCCUUUGAAGGAAACUCUAUUGGCUUUACUGCGACCAAAUCAAGAUGCUCUUGGAAAUGCAUUACCUCUACAUGCCCUAGCUGCUUCUCUCCAGGUUGCAGUUGGUCGGAGGCUUGGAAUUGAAGAACCUCAACUCAUGAAAAUAAUGCGAGCCACACUUUAUAGUCAUAAUGAGUGGUUUAAACUUCAAAUGUGCAAAGAUCGUUUUGAAGGUCUUUUGAAGAUCGAUUCCUUGAAGGAAGCUAAUACUCCCUUCCUUGCUCCAGUAUAUACGUCCAAGUCAUGUGCUGAUAGCUGCACAAAUGGAUCUUCUCAGGUUACAGUAUCUUCAGGCACCAAAAUGUCAGAGGAUGGUAGCAGUCCAACCCAAGAGUCUUCCAGGGAUGUCAUCUGUGAUGAAAAUGCAAUACUCAAAGUAAUGGAGUUUUUGGCUUUGCCGAGGGCCGAUGCUAUCCAUCUGCUUGGCCAAUACAACGGAAAUGCGGAGACAGUAAUUCAGCAGAUAUUUGCAUAGGCAUUAUGUAGGCAAUGUGGAAGGAGAAUCAAGUUUAUUAAAAUGCAGACAAGCUAAAUUACUUUUCCAAUAUAAUUUUAUUUAAACUUGUGAAAUUCUUUAUACCACGUGUAAAUGUGCAAAGAGGAAGUUGUCACGUAACGUUUGAAAUCUGAAUUUGACAUGAUCUUAUUCUCUGUACAGAAAUGAUUUAUAUUCUCAGUUUUAGUAUGAGAAAUUUGUAAGUAAUACAGAAAUGAUUGGUGUGCUUGAAUGUUUCAUCGAACCCCGGUCAAUCCACUUGUGUGUGUGUGAGUUUUCAAUGA